AUGUGCAGCGCCGGCGAAAUCGGCUCCGAGCUUGUCUUCGAGUUCGAGGGCCGCUGCAUCCGCGUUUCUUUCCACGGCCAGAUACACGCCCUCGCUGGUGGCAAGCUGAACUACGCCAUUGACGCCUUGAGCGCCUAUAACAUUGCCCCUACUUUAGAGAGGGGCUUCCUCCUUGACCGACAUUUUGAGCGAGACAAUGAGACUUGA
Messenger RNA from Colletotrichum chrysophilum, 207 nucleotides. RefSeq lists its product as uncharacterized. The coding region runs from base 1 to 207 and encodes 68 amino acids. The transcript is spliced from 3 exons. The record is from RefSeq and is a predicted model, not a curated record. NCBI's taxonomy places the organism in Eukaryota, Fungi, Ascomycota, Sordariomycetes, Glomerellales, Glomerellaceae.